GGGUCGCCGAAGUAGAUUGUUCACGAGCAGAGUGUUUCGCGAACAGCAUUCACCUAUAGAUUGCGGUGAAAGAUGUUUGCUGUGCCGUUGCUGUUACUGCUGCUGGUCGCGAGACCCACUAUCUGCACCACGUCGGUCGACGCGCGUGCUGCUGUGCGCGAGUACUCGGAGCAGAAGGACCCUUACGGACGCCUGAGGCUCGCCAUAGCCACGGACAAUGUGGUCGGGCUGGACGAAACGGAGUGUGACGUGUCCUAUACGCCGCUGGUCGUGUACGUGGACGACAAAGGAAGAGAACCGUCGCUGUUGGAUCCCGCCCUCUUCUCCGGACUCGUCGAAGGCGGUCGACUCUUGUACCUGGAGACGAGGUGGUGCUUCGAGUCUAGCCAACGGGGGUCGUCCGCCGAGAACGGCUCCCUGGGAUGUUACUCGGAUCCGAAAAACAAUACCGUACUGAUCCCGCUUGGCGGUAAAGUGCGCGGGUCCGUGUUUGCGAGAUCGUGCGAAGUCGAAGAUGAUGAAUUGAUUAGUCGCAUGUCACAAGUUUUCGAUACCACCGACGCCAUCGCGAAAUGCCCCUGGCGAAAGUAUCCAGUUGGUUCGGUGGCUAUGGUGAAAUGCGAUGGAUCUACUAAAUCGGCGACAGUCACUUGUAACGAUGAUAUGCAGUGGUGGGAAACGGAUGGAUGUGACGAAGAGCGGUUGCGCGCGGAUACGCAACCGUCAUAUUGGCAAUAUGAGUCCGUUAAAGAAACGUCAAUCGACUGGCUGAAACGGGUGCACAUCGGUAAAGUUGUUAGCGCUACUAUCGGGGGUGUAGGUCUUGCGUACGCCACGUACCGCGGUUGCCGGAGCAAGUGCCGGGACAAGAGUUUCUGUGGAGGACUCCAUACCCAUGCCUGCGCCCUGAACUGUCCACGCUAAGGUACAAAUAGCCGAGUUCUCCCUUCGCUCACCGCAUCCACCAAGCUGUUUCGACAUGUAAGGAAUACAAAUUAUCCUAGCUUUUCACCAGUGUUCAGGUGUGUUUGUGUGCAUUACUCUUUUGCGUCCCGGAGUUCAUUUGUGUUCCUCAAG
This is a messenger RNA of Rhipicephalus sanguineus (brown dog tick), 1077 nucleotides long. RefSeq lists its product as uncharacterized. Lineage: Eukaryota; Metazoa; Arthropoda; Arachnida; Ixodida; Ixodidae. The record is from RefSeq and is a predicted model, not a curated record. The transcript is spliced from 2 exons. Bases 73 to 924 code for a protein of 283 amino acids.